CUAAGUCCUAACGAUAUCUUUACUUUCCCGAAAAUUAAAAACAGACUGCAUGGUCAAAGGUUCCAGUCACCAGAAGAAGCAAUUGACGCAUUCAAAAAUGCCGUUUUGGAUCUGCCAGCAAACGAGUGGAAUAAGUGCUUCGAAAAUUGGUUCGAGCGCAUGCAGAGAAUACUUCGAAAAACAAUAAAGUCAUUUAAAACUACCUACCGUGUAGUUUUAUUUCCAUAUGCAAAACUUAAAGGACAUC
Acanthoscelides obtectus is the source of this 247-nucleotide messenger RNA. NCBI's taxonomy places the organism in Eukaryota, Metazoa, Arthropoda, Insecta, Coleoptera, Chrysomelidae. The record is from the annotation of a GenBank genome assembly.